AUGGCAGAGGAAGCUUGCCAAAGCCUCGGUGGACAUCUCGUUUCUUUCCAGGAAGGCUUAGAAAACGCAAUGGUUGCAGCAUGUUCUCAGUCUCGUGCAUACGUGUGCGCCAUCUCUACCAUCGUUCCUGAAGUCACCUGCCCUCCAUGUCCUACUGCCACCAGGUCUCGCUGUCAGUCAGGUUGGACCUAUUUCGCAAAGACGAACUCAUGUUACAAGUAUUUCCUGUGGGCAAGUUUCGAGAAUGCUGAGAAUAUUUGCAAAGCAAAUGGUGGCCACCUAGCUUCCAUUCACAGUCUCGAGGAGAACAACUUCGUAGCGACGAUGGGGAUGUCAGGCAUCACAUACACUAACGAUGCUGAUUUGACGUGGAUUGGCUUGAAGCAAGCAACUUAUCCGACUAGCAAAGAUUGGUCGUGGACAGACGGCAGCCCAGUCGACUUCAUGUUCUGGGGUCCCGGACAACCUGAUGACGCAGGAGGAUCUGAGCACUGUGUUGAGGUCUUCAGUGACCACACCGGUAAAGACCCUGCCAAAGACGGAAACUACCAACGAUGGAACGACAUGCCAUGCGCCACAAAUAUGAGAUCCUAUGUUUGCAAAAAAGCAUCAAUGAAUGAAUAUGGAUGUGGGAGGGCCUCUUCGUAG
This is a messenger RNA of Ostertagia ostertagi, 648 nucleotides long. NCBI's taxonomy places the organism in Eukaryota, Metazoa, Nematoda, Chromadorea, Rhabditida, Trichostrongylidae. The record is from the annotation of a GenBank genome assembly.